Molecule: messenger RNA, 777 nt
Organism: Uloborus diversus
Lineage: Eukaryota; Metazoa; Arthropoda; Arachnida; Araneae; Uloboridae
Exons: 7
Coding region: 37-576 (179 amino acids)
Biological process (GO): regulation of cytokinesis; centriole replication; centrosome duplication
Cellular component (GO): centriole
Source: RefSeq, a predicted model, not a curated record
CGACGGCUUUUGAAAACAGAACGUGUUAAAAACCUGAUGAAAACCCUUAAGGACACUGCUUUAUUAAUUGGAAAGCUAAGUGAAGAUCUCACUCUGAAAGUUGACUCCAUUUCUCCGAACGAUGCGGAAUUUCACAGACAAUUAAUUGUCCAAUUGAUGACUACAUUUCACAAUAUAUAUGAUAUUUUUUGCACGAUAAGUGUUAAAGAGCGAAUGAAUAUUAUUGCUGAGAACAGAACCUUGUUGCUAAAGCAGAAUCCUACUGAGCCAACUGCUGUUGCUGUUCCUUCCGUGCUCCCAGUAGUACCAUCAAAUUUGCCAAAUAAAAAGAAAAAACUGUCUGCAGCUACUAUAAAAUCAUUAGAACGGAAAAAAAGCAAGUCUUCUAUUGACAGUAGAACUUAUACAGUUUCAGACUUUCAAAGAUGCAAAAUGAGACCUCAUUCCAAUCCGACAAUAAAAUCUCAUUCAGUUUCGCCUUCCCGUAUUUGUAAGCGUUCUGUUGCUGUAUCACCAAAGCGAAAAAGUGCAAGUCCAAGAAAAUCAUCACAUCGAUUGACGAUGAAUCUUAAGUGAUAAUGUGGUUGCCUUGAAAAUGAGAAAGCAUGUUCUCUUUUUAUGGAGUUCAUUCUUUUUUGUUUCGUUUUUUUACAAAAUUGACUAUUUUAAUAUGUACAUUUUAAGAGGUUGAAAGCAUUUUGAAAAUUUUGUUUUCUCCUAACCUUAUCUUAUUUUAAAUUGUAUUUUGUAACAUGAGUUUUGUGAAUAAAAGAAGUG